Messenger RNA from Ictidomys tridecemlineatus (thirteen-lined ground squirrel), 3453 nucleotides. It is a transcript of the gene Man2c1, whose product is annotated as mannosidase alpha class 2C member 1. Lineage: Eukaryota; Metazoa; Chordata; Mammalia; Rodentia; Sciuridae. Gene Ontology annotation, biological process: oligosaccharide catabolic process; mannose metabolic process. Gene Ontology annotation, molecular function: carbohydrate binding; alpha-mannosidase activity. The record is from RefSeq and is a predicted model, not a curated record.
UUCCAGGCUGUGGACCGUGCCGGCAACACCCAGAACCUUCCGGGGAGAGGAGGAGGCGCAUCAUGGCGGCGCCAGCCCUGAAGCACUGGCGCACCACGCUGGAGCGGGUGGAAAAAUUCGUGUCGCCUGUCUACUUUACUGACUGUAACCUCCGUGGCAGGCUCUUCGGGGAUAGCUGCCCUGUAGCCUCACUCUCCAGCUUCUUGACGCCUGAGAGGCUUGCCUACCAAGAGGCAGUCCAACAGGACUUCAGCCCCGCACAUGUCGGCGACACCUUCGGACCCACAUGGUGGACCUGCUGGUUUAGGGUGGAGCUGAACAUCCCAGAGGCAUGGGUGGGCCAGGAAGUUCACCUUUGCUGGGAAAGUGAUGGAGAAGGCCUGGUCUGGCGUGAUGGGGAACCUGUCCAGGGGUUGACCAAAGAGGGUGAGAAAACCAGUUAUGUCCUGACUGACAAGCUGGGAGAAGGAGACCCCCGAAGCCUGACCCUCUAUGUGGAAGUAGCCUGCAACGGCCUCCUGGGGGCUGGGAAGGGAAGCAUGAUUGCAGCCCCUGACCUUGAGAAGACAUUCCGACUGAGCCGAGCUGAGCUGGCUGUAUUCCACCAGGAUGUCCACAAGCUCCUAGUGGAUCUAGAGCUGCUACUGGGCAUUGCUAAGGGCCUUGGGGAGGACAACCAGCGCAGCUUCCAGGCCCUGUACACAGCCAACCAGAUGGUGAACGUGUGUGACCCUGCCCAGCCUGAGACCUACCCAGUGGCCCAGGCCCUGGCCUCCAGGUUCUUUGGCCAGUGUGGAGGUGAAAGCCAACAUACCAUCCAUGCCAUGGGGCACUGCCACAUUGAUACAGCUGAGGUUUAUUUAUUCUCUCAACAAAAUCUGGUGCAUCAUGAGGCCACUUGCCAGACACCAAGGAUGGCAUUUCAAAGGCUGAUGAUCGCAGAGAAGGCCAGCAAGCACAGUGAAGGGAAGACCUGUGGGAGACUGGAGAGUCAGAAGAGAUACUUAAGCCCAACCUGGCUUUGGCCCUUCAAGGAAACUGUACGGAAGUGUGCCCGGAGCUGGGUGACAGCUUUGCGGCUUAUGGAACAGAAUGCUGAAUUCAUCUUUGCCUGCUCCCAGGCUCAGCAGCUAGAGUGGGUAAAGAACCGAUACCCUGGCCUAUAUGCCCAGCUCCAGGAAUUUGCCUGCCGAGGGCAGUUUGUGCCUGUGGGUGGCACCUGGGUGGAAAUGGAUGGGAACCUUCCCAGUGGAGAAGCCAUGGUGAGGCAGUUCCUGCAGGGCCAGAACUUCUUCCUGCAGGAGUUUGGGAAGAUGUGCUCUGAGUUCUGGCUGCCAGACACAUUCGGGUACUCGGCGCAGCUUCCCCAGAUCAUGCGCGGCUGUGGCAUCACACGCUUCCUGACACAGAAACUGAGCUGGAACUUAGUGAACUCCUUCCCGCACCAUAGCUUUUUCUGGGAGGGACUGGAUGGCUCCCGUGUGCUGGUUCACUUCCCACCUGGUGACUCAUAUGGAAUGCAGGGCAGUGUGGAGGAGGUGCUGAAGACUGUGACCAACAAUCGGGACAAAGGGCGUACCAACCACAGUGCCUUCCUCUUUGGCUUCGGGGAUGGGGGUGGUGGCCCCACUCAGACCAUGCUGGACCGCUUGAAGAGGCUGGGCAAUACUGACGGACUGCCCAGGGUGCAGCUGUCUUCUCCAGGGCAGCUCUUCAAGGCACUGGAGAGUGACUCAGAACAGCUGUGCACAUGGGUCGGGGAGCUCUUCCUGGAGCUGCACAACGGCACUUACACCACGCAUGCACAGAUCAAGAAGGGGAACCGAGAAUGUGAACGAAUCCUACAUGAUGUGGAGUUGCUCAGCAGCCUAGCCCUGGCCCGCAGUGCCCAGUUCCUAUACCCAGCAGCACAGCUACAGCACCUCUGGAGGCUCUUACUUCUGAACCAGUUCCAUGAUGUGGUCACUGGAAGCUGCAUCCAGUUGGUGGCAGAGGAUGCCAUGAGCCACUAUGAAGAUAUCCGUUCCCAUGGGAAUACGCUGCUCAGUGCUGCAGCUGCAGCCCUGUGUGCUGGGGAGCCAGGUCCCGAGGGCCUCCUCAUUGUCAACACACUGCCCUGGAAGCGCACCGAAGUGUUAUCCUUGCCCAAGCCUGGAGGGGCCCACUGUCUAGCCCUGGUGACAGUGCCCAGCAUGGGCUAUGCUUCUGUUCCCACCCCCACCUUACUGCAGCCCUUGCUGCCCCAGCAGCCUGUGUUUGUGGUACAAGAGACUGAUGGUUCUGUGACUCUGGACAAUGGCAUCAUCCGAGUGAGCCUGGAUCCAACUGGCCGCCUGACAUCUCUGGUCCUGGUGGCCUCUGGCAGGGAGGCCAUUGCUGAGGGUGCUCUUGGGAACCAGUUUGUGCUGUUUGAUGAUGUCCCCUUGUACUGGGAUGCAUGGGAUGUCAUGGACUACCACCUAGAGACACGGAAACCUGUCCUAGGCCAGCCAGGGACCCUGGCAAUUGGCAGUGAGGGUGGCCUUCGGGGCAGUGCCUGGUUCCUGCUACAGAUCAGCCCCAAUAGUCGGCUUAGCCAGGAGGUUGUCCUGGAUGUUGGCUGCCCCUAUGUCCGCUUCCACACCGAGGUACAUUGGAAUGAGGCCCACAAGUUUCUAAAGGUGGAGUUCCCUGCCCGAGUGCGGAGCUCCCAGGCUACCUAUGAGAUCCAGUUUGGGCACCUGCAGCGGCCCACCCACUACAACACUUCUUGGGACUGGGCUCGAUUUGAGGUGUGGGCCCACCGCUGGAUGGAUCUGUCAGAGCAUGGCUUUGGGCUGGCUCUGCUCAAUGACAGCAAGUAUGGCGCAUCAGUACAAGGCAGUGUCCUCAGCCUUUCACUAUUGCGGGCACCUAAGGCCCCAGACACCACUGCUGACAUGGGGCGCCAUGAGUUCACCUAUGCACUGAUGCCUCACAGGGGCUCCUUCCAGGAUGCUGGUGUUAUCCCUGCUGCCUACAACCUCAACUUCCCCUUAUUGGCACUUCCGGCACCAGGCCCUGCUCCUGCUGCCACCUGGAGUGCCUUUUCCCUAUCAUCACCAGCAGUCGUAUUGGAGACUGUCAAGCAGGCUGAGGCCAACCCCCAGAGCUGUACACUGGUCCUGAGGCUGUAUGAGGCCCAUGGCAGCCAUGUGGACUGCUGGCUGCACACAUCACUACCAGUCCAGGAAGCUGUCCUCUGUGACUUCCUUGAGAGGCGAGACCCUGCUGGCCACCUGCCCCUUCAAGAUGCCCGACUAAAGCUCACCUUUUCUCCCUUCCAAGUGAGGUCCUUGUUACUUGUGCUUCAGCCUCCACCAAACUGAGGAUGGUGUUUUGUGUAUGGAAAGUUUUGGGAAGUCCUCAUUUCUGCCCCCCAAACCUGAAACAAGGAUCAGCCACUUCUUAUAUAAUAAAUCCUUGGAUCAGUAA